This is a messenger RNA of Notolabrus celidotus (New Zealand spotty), 1436 nucleotides long. RefSeq names its product WD repeat domain 54 (gene wdr54). The transcript is spliced from 11 exons. Lineage: Eukaryota; Metazoa; Chordata; Actinopteri; Labriformes; Labridae. The record is from RefSeq and is a predicted model, not a curated record. Gene Ontology annotation, molecular function: protein binding. Bases 172 to 1182 code for a protein of 336 amino acids.
GUACGCAGGAAUUACGUAAUACGUAGAGGCGACGUUGUCUCUAUGGCUGCAGAGGACGCGAAGAGCUUGCUGCUAAUUAUUUAGAGGUGCUAACCCCAUCCGUACCAUCAGUACUGCCAGAUAACGAUCGGCCACAGUCGUUGUGAGAGACGCUGCUGCAAAAAGAAGACGAUGUAUCACAGAGAGAAGAGCAUCCAGAUCAAAAACAGCGCCUCGUCGCUGUACAACAACCUGAGCGUGCAGCGCAUCGCCCCGCGGCGCCUCACCUAUUUCACGGUGGUCCAUGCUAACGUGGUGAACAUGGUCAGCGCCUCCUGGGACGGCCUCAACUACUCCCACCGUCAGCUGCAGUCCAAGGAGCCGAAUGUCGCCACAAGCACAUCGCUCAUCAUGCAGGCUGCAUUUUGUGUUCUGCCUUCUCGUGACUUGCUGGUCGUGACCUCCCAGAAAGGCAUCCAGAUGUAUGAAUCUGAUGGCUCCAUCAUGGUGUACUGGCAUGCAUUGGAUACUCCAGAAACACCUACAGCUCAGGCCGUGUUUGCUCGAGGGAUAUCAGCAGUGUGGCAGAAUUAUAUAUGUGUGGGUGUUUCAUCUGGUUCAAUUCUAGUAUUUGACGUCCCCAGCAAAGGCAGUAAUAUCACCUUGUCUGAGGUCCUAGAGGAACACAAGGAGUCCAUCACUGAUCUGGCUUCGGAGUGCUCAGGCAGUCAGGAGUGCAUAGCUGAUCUGGUUAGUGCAGAUGAUGCUGGGAAUCUAUGUGUGUGGAAGUCUGGGGAGGAAUUUCAGCUACUGAACAAGAUCACUGGCUUUGAUAUGACCUGCUCAUCUGUCAAGCUGUGGAAAGGUACAGUGGUUGCAGGCUACGGCACAGGUCAGAUCCGCAUUUAUGAGGCUGUGACCGGAAUUCUGCAUGCUGAAAUUAAUGCCCAUGCUCGCUGGAUAUACUCGCUCGAUAUUGCUCCUUUUUCGGGGCUGCUCCUUUCUGCAGCUGAGGACUCUUUGGUCAGGGUGUGGCACCUCACUCUCACCCCAGAGACCAACAGUGUGGAGGUUGCACAUUUGCACAAUGAGUGUGUGACAGACACACAAAUCUGCGGGGCCAAGUUUUGUGAUGGCGAUGGUUAUGCUUUUGCAGUGACAGGCUAUGACCUGAGUGAGAUUAUUCGCUACACACAGACAUAGGACUUUAAUCCAAUCAUAGCAAAAUGUAUGAAUGUGAAUUUGGUAUGUCAGAGUUUAUGUGGAAAGACAUGAAAACCCAGAGAUUAUGGUCAAAACUGCUAGAUUAUGGUCAGGUUGAAAUACAAGUGUUGUUUUUUAAAUAGAAGUCUUUUGAAAUAAGCAUUAUUUAACAGUACUUCUGUAUCUACAUCUACAAAGAAAUUAAUAUUUAAGUUUUACGUGUAUGUAAUGUAAUAAAAUAUUCUAUUAUUCUU